Rhodamnia argentea is the source of this 1684-nucleotide messenger RNA. RefSeq names its product probable (S)-N-methylcoclaurine 3'-hydroxylase isozyme 2. Gene Ontology annotation, molecular function: heme binding; monooxygenase activity; iron ion binding. The transcript has 2 exons. The record is from RefSeq and is a predicted model, not a curated record. The coding region runs from base 5 to 1546 and encodes 513 amino acids. NCBI's taxonomy places the organism in Eukaryota, Viridiplantae, Streptophyta, Magnoliopsida, Myrtales, Myrtaceae.
AAUCAUGUGCCGCAAACUCGUGGCUCUUACAGACUUAACUGAAGGAAUCAACAAUCCUCUCCUUCCCUUCUAUGUUUCCCUGUUCAUCCUCCUCUUCAUCCAUAACCAAUUCAAGGCUCGACCGCAAGUUAAGUUGCCGGCGCUGCCUCUUCCACCGGGACCCCGUCCAUGGCCAAUCCUUGGCAACAUGAUGCAGCUAGGGGAGAUGCCUCAUGUAACUUUAUCGGAAUUAGCCAAAGUAUAUGGCCCUCUCAUAUCCUUGAAGCUCGGCACUCAGCUUGUGAUCGUGGGGUCAUCACCGGCUGUUGCCAAGGAAAUUCUUAAAGAGAAGGAUCAUUUGCUGUCCGCUCGAUAUGUCCCUCAUGUAAUGCCAGCUGAGAGAUCGAAGCUCAGUUACAUAUCGCUCGGAUGGUCUCCGGAAUGCGGGAUUGGGUGGAAGUAUUUGCGAACUAUAUGCCAAACGGAGCUUUUCUCGAGGAACGCCAUAGAGUCUCGGGCACUAGUUCGAGAGAAAAAGGUCAUGGAGAUGGUGGAACUGAUCAGCUCGAGAGAAGGCGACGUGGUGAAUAUUGGAGAAGUUGUUUUUGCAACUGUUCUCAAUAUGCUGAGCAACAUUCUUGUCUCGAAAGACUUCAUAGAGUUUAAGAACGGGUCGGUCGACGGAGAGAUGAAAAAUCUUGUCGGGCAGAUGAUGGAGGUGUCUGCUAAGCCGAACAUAUCGGAUCUUUAUCCGAUCUUAAGCAGAUUGGAUCUCCAGGGUCUGCAGAGGAAAUCAAAGGAGCUGACAGUGAAGAUGAACGAAAUGUGGACAGCCAUUAUUGAAGAACGGCGAUAUCGGAAAGGAAAAGAGGGCGAUGAAGCAGCAGCAGCACAAUCAGACUUCUUGGACAUUCUCAUUGAAAACGACUUCACUGAUGAAACAAUCAAUCAACUGUACAUGGAGCUUUUCACUGCUGGAACAGACACUAGUAGCACAACAGUUGAAUGGGCAAUGGCAGAGCUGAUAAAAAACCCAGAGUCCAUGGACAAAGUUCGAGGAGAAGUUGCAAAAGAAAUCAGCCAAGACAAACCAAAAGAAUCCGACCUAUCCAAACUUAAGUACACAGAAGCUUGUGUCAAAGAGACACUGAGGCUGCACCCACCAGCGCCAUUGCUCCUGCCUCAUCGUGCUCCUCGAGCAUGCAGUAUGAUGAAUUACUUCAUCCCUAAGAACUCUCAAGUACAAGUCAACAUAUGGGCGAUUGGGAGAGACCCCACUAUUUGGAAAGAUCCAUUAGAGUUCAGACCUGAACGGUUCAUGCAAUCAUCCUUGGACUUCAAAGGCAAACAUUUCGAGUUUUUACCUUUUGGCACUGGAAGAAGAAUAUGCCCCGGACUGCCAAUGGCCGCUAAGCAAGUUCCCUUAGUUCUCGCUUCCCUGAUUAAGUUCUUUGAUUGGACACUUCCCCAUGGAACUGAACAUAGCAAGUUAGAUAUGACGGAAAAAUUAGGCAUCACUUUGCAGAAAGCACAGCCUCUGUUCCUCAUUCCAAAAGUUAGAAAAUGAGGAUCAGCAUAAUGUUGUUUUAGCUAAGUGUCAUGCCAAAUCUUCACUUCCUAAGAUUCAAUCAGCCUGCCUUCUUUGGAAAAUGUAAAAGUAAAAAGGAGGCUGCCUUUGUCCUCCAUGUAAAUAUCAGAGGAAUUC